AUGAAUAGAGUCUGGUAUAAUGAUUCCAGUACAAAUCCUAGAAGACCCAUAACAACUAGUUAUUUUGGUUGUAUCACUCAACUUUAUCAAAUCGCAUUAUUUGAUAAACAUGAUAAACCGACGAAUAAUUAUAUUACCAUUGACGAAGAUGAUUUAAAUUUGAUUAAAAGACACAAGUGGUAUUUCAAGAAUGAGAUUGUAGUAAAUGAGAAUAGUAUUGCUUUAACAGAAAUCCUUACCGGUUCCACCAAUGUUAAACUAAAAGAAGGAAAAAAAUAUGAUUUGACAAAUAAUGAAGAUAUUUGCAUAUUUACAAAAAUUAAAAAAAAAGACAAGAUACUUGGAAUGGGAAUCUAUUGUCCUUUAUAUCCAGAUAAAA
Molecule: messenger RNA, 379 nt
Organism: Dentiscutata erythropus
Lineage: Eukaryota; Fungi; Glomeromycota; Glomeromycetes; Diversisporales; Gigasporaceae
Source: the annotation of a GenBank genome assembly